Haliotis rufescens (red abalone) is the source of this 3128-nucleotide messenger RNA. Its product is annotated as AP-1 complex-associated regulatory protein-like. The transcript has 10 exons. Gene Ontology annotation, biological process: regulation of Arp2/3 complex-mediated actin nucleation; negative regulation of cell motility; negative regulation of substrate adhesion-dependent cell spreading. Gene Ontology annotation, molecular function: AP-1 adaptor complex binding. The coding region runs from base 74 to 859 and encodes 261 amino acids. NCBI's taxonomy places the organism in Eukaryota, Metazoa, Mollusca, Gastropoda, Lepetellida, Haliotidae. The record is from RefSeq and is a predicted model, not a curated record.
CUGCUUGGAAUCAAGGAUGUGACAUGUCACGAGUUUAAGUGAUAAUAUCAUGUAUAUUUCUUGUAGAUAGUGAAUGAUUGUGGUCAGUUUCAAUAUGGGCAACUGCCUCAGGAAAUGUUGUGGGCUGUUUGACAAACGCCGUAAGUAUCUAAAAACUAGAUACAAUGUGGAGAGGGAUUUUUCCAUUGAGCAACCACCAUAUCCAGAGUUCGAGAACUUGAUGGAUGAUGAGCCUCAGGAUGACAUGAACCGCCCGUUGACUGAACGUGAACGAUUGCUGUUGUCCCACCACCAGUAUGAUGCAAUUGUGCAUGAACAAAAACAAGUUGAUGCUGAAAUUGAUGCUAAGCUGGCACAACAGGAAGAAGAAAUAGAAAGGGAGGAGGAAGCAUAUUAUGAAGCCAAGCGCGAGGCAGCUCGCAUUACCAAACUUCAGCGGGCCAAGGAGGCCGCUGCCAAAAAGAAUGCCACCACCAAUGGUCCACGGUCCUGGCUGGGAGAUGAAGACGACUGGGAAGUUGCUGGUGGUGAGGAUGAUUUUGAGAUCUUCUUAGCAAGUGUGAAAGCACGCUCCCUCGCCGCUCGUGCACAGCUGAGGCAAGGUUCUGGUGAUGGUCAGAGUUCGUCCAGUAGUACUGCCCAUCGGGACAAAACUGAAGGGUCAUCUCUUGACCUUGAGUGGGAACAUGAAGCAGGUGUUGUUCCUCAGUUACGACAGAGGUCCUCCACAGAAGAAAACCUGGUAGGCCUUACAAAGGACAGCCCCAUGAACUCAAACGACCUUGAGUGGGACAAUGACUUUGUAAGUGCAGAAGAAUUAGAAAAAGAACAAUUGAUAUCACAUUCCAAUGUGCGGUGAUAGUGGUGUUGCUAGACAUUCUGCAAGAGAAUUGAAACCAUGCAUUUAGAGACAUACCAUUAACAAGGACCCCAGUCAAAGGUCAAGUCAAGCUGUCAAAAGUAGGUCAGUGACCUUGACCUGCAUUCAAGAUAUGACUUUGACCUAUAUAUCUCAGAUACGGAGGAUGUGAUUUCAAGCUGACUUUUACAUGUAAAUAUUCAGCAGCACAAGGAACAGAAGAAACAUUCCAGUAUGGAUAUAGGACAACAUGUGGACCAUGUAAAAUAAUCAAUGUUGUGAUGUGGCAAGGAGAACAACACUCUCAUCGCCUUCUAUGUGCCUGGCCUUGUGAACACGUGUGUACAAGCUGAUGGAUGACAUAUGACGAUUCACUGGUUGGAUACGUGCAUAUCAUGUAAUGAUAGCUGUGUGUAUAUGUGGAACAUUCUGGGAUGAACGUGAAUACUGAGCCAUGUUGUACAAAUGCUGUCUGUUUGAUGUAGGUAGUGCUUGAUGCCAGGCGACCAACCGUGUAUUCACUUGGGAGCAUCUGCUGAGUCUGAGGAUGAAUGCUGGGAUUAUUAUUAUUAUUAUUAAUUAUCAAUAUUAUAAUUAUUGUUCUGUUAAAGUGUCAUUGAUAUGUAGUGCACUGCUUCCAUGAAAGAUGAAGGGAUCAUGUUCUUAGUGUGGUCUUAAUGGGGAUAGAUUUAAGAUUGAUUUAGUAUUCUAGGGGGCCUGGAAUGUUGUUUCCUGUCCUUGCUUCAAGACAUGUUUUUAUUUCCUCUAAAUAUAUAUAGGCAGAGCCAAGCAGCCUUUGUAGACCCUUCCACCCAUGUGAGGACAUCCAGUGGCCAGAUCUUGAAAUGAAGCACUGUAUGUGAAAGGGGAACAUGUAGGGUGUGGAUCUGUCAGUGGGUAGGAUGCUGUUUGAUGUACUAGUAUUUGACUGAGUGGGGCUGGGCUGUUGUAAACCUAGAGAAGAAUGUAUGGAACAUUCCUUCCAACUUACAUUUACCUGAGGGAAGGACGUUAACUGACUGUAAAAGUCCAGUUUCCACCCUUGCCGAACUAACCUGGAUAUUUGUGGCUCGAUUGUAACACCACCAGUGGCUAUUAUGAGUUAUGUCCCUUUUAUGUCCCUCCUACAGGCCAAUCAGAUUCCACCUCUCAUAUCUCUUGCAUUUGCUUCAAACAAAAUGGCGGCACCAAGUCAAGACAAUCUGAUCAAUAAGCGCGAUCUUUAUUGUAAUAACACAGGUCUUACCAUGCAAAAUGGAUUAGAUCACUUGAACACCUUGACUAAAAACAUGAAAAAAUUUGAAACAUAUCUGUCAACGCAGAGUUGACAGUACACAUGCUUUGGAAAUCCCCCAAUCAACCAAAAUCUGCACUGAAGUUUACGAACCAGAUAUCAAUUACAGUACACGAUUUUGGUUGGACUAUGCAUAGACUUGUUCGUCAAGUCAAAAUGUAACUCCAUAAUUCCAGCCUAGUUCGGCAAGGGUGGAAACUGGACUUUUAUAGUCAGUUAAACCCCUUGCCUAGGGAAGAUGACCAGUUAAUGAUAUAUCAUAGAAAGUUCUUAAUUAUUGCAUUUCGUAGAAACUAACCAUGAGUGAUAUUAGGUGUUCUUCAUAUCGCCCAGAUGUCUUUUCAAAAUAUUGCAUUCGAUGUCAAUGAAAGUUAAAUUGAAAAAAAGAAUCUCAAUUUUUAAACAGCUUAAAAAAUGUAAUACACUACACCACUUUUGAUAAGGAUAAUAAGGAGGGGUGAUGUCCCUAUCACCAGUUGAGUGGUAUAAUGGUGGGCAACUGAUGUGUGUUGAUUUUACAAGAAACAGAUGUGGAGUUAAUGAUGGGUUAAGGGUAGAAAGCAGCAUUGAUCUCAUCUUUCAUGGCCAACUUCCAAGUAGCUCUACUCCUCUGUGACAAGAAGCAAUAGCAAAUUUAUUGUUAUCGUUGUUGACAUCUAUUAUCAUGAUUAUGAGACCAUGGUCUUAUUGCCUUUGUUACAUGUUUUUAUAUCUUUUAGAAGUUCUGAUAAUAUGUUGCUUUUUUGAAGACAAGACCACUGUAGAUCUCCGUGGUUCUGUUGUUCCUGGUAAGUCAGUGGAGCAAGUAUUAUAUUCAUCAGGAGUCUAGUUCUGUAAUCAUUUCACAUGCUCUGGUCAAGAUAAAAGGACUGCACCCAAAAUAACAUUUAACAUGUUUAAUGCCAAAUUUUGCUUUCCUUCCACAGAGCAAAAUGAUAAUUAGUCCAAUUAUUUCGCCAUGCAAACAGGGAUACA